Coregonus clupeaformis (lake whitefish) is the source of this 2474-nucleotide messenger RNA. Its product is annotated as phospholipid transfer protein-like. The transcript has 16 exons. Gene Ontology annotation, biological process: ceramide transport; high-density lipoprotein particle remodeling; phospholipid transport. Gene Ontology annotation, molecular function: diacylglycerol binding; phosphatidylethanolamine binding; ceramide transfer activity. The record is from RefSeq and is a predicted model, not a curated record. NCBI's taxonomy places the organism in Eukaryota, Metazoa, Chordata, Actinopteri, Salmoniformes, Salmonidae. Bases 174 to 1640 code for a protein of 488 amino acids.
UCUCGCUGACUCACUUACUCAGCAACCGUACAUGCUACAGCAGGGCAGAGAAACUGCAGCAUUUGAAUUUCACACUGUGGAGAUAGCUUAAAGAAUACAAACAUUUAGGGAUUUUCUUUGUUUUUCUCUUUUGUUUGGCCUUCCACAGACCCUCCAUCGUUGAGGCAGUCGUGAUGGCUUCCUGCACGGUGUCUAUCCUCUUCCUGUUCCCUCUAAUCGCCGCCAUGUCAGCAGAAGAACCACCAGGCUGCAAGAUCCGGAUCACCAACAGGGGGCUCGAAAUGUUGAAGUAUGAGACCCAGAAGUUUGUGGUUGAGGAACUGAGCAACAUCACCAUGCCAGAGAUGAAGGGCAAAGAGGGCCACUUCCAGUACACCAUCAAAGAGGUGAAGAUAAAUGAGCUGAACCUGACCUACGCUGACCUGGCCUUCCAGCCUGGCCUAGGACUGCUCUUCGCGGUGCAGAACUCUUCCAUCGCUCUCAGCUUCCAGAGACACAUCUUAUAUUGGUUCUUCUAUGACUCCGGAACCAUCAACGCCUCUGCAGAAGGCGUGAACAUCCUCACUGUCCUGCACAUGACCAGAGAUGAGUUGGGGCGCCUCAAGAUCUCCAACAUCACCUGCGAUGCCUCCAUUGCCAAAAUGAAAAUGAAGUUCACUGGCACCUUGGGGAGGGUGUAUGACUUCCUGGCGACAUUCUUGACCACAGGAAUGCGCUUCCUUCUGAACCAACAGAUCUGCCCUGUCAUGAACCACGCUGGUUUGGUUCUAAUCAACUCUUUGUUGGAGACAAUUCCAGUGCGAACAGAAGUGGACAAGUAUGUGGGGAUCGACUACUCUCUCCUAAGUGACCCAGUGGUGACUUCAAGGAGUCUUGACAUGGAUUUCAGGGGCAUGUUCUUUGAGCUCGGAAACGAGAGCAACACCUUGGUCAACUAUGCCAUCAACCCAAUUGUGAGAGAGUACGACCGCAUGGUGUACCUGGCUCUGUCCGAGUACUUCUUUGACAGUGGGUUGUACUCCUAUUAUAAAGCUGGCAUAUUACAAAUUAAUAUCGCCAACGAGCAUAUGCCAAAGGAUCUGGAGAUGCUCCUCAGGACGACCUAUUUUGGCACCAUUAUGAUGAUUAACCCAGCCCUAGUGGAGUACCCCAUCUCCCUGCAACUGGAGUUGAACUCUGCCCCCAAGACAACCAUCAAGACCUCCGGGGCCACCGUGGCCAUCACCGCCAUCGUCACGGUGAUGGUGCUACCUCCCGACAAGGCGCCUGUUCAGCUCAGCAGCAUGACCAUGGAGGCCAAAUUCAAUGCCAAGGUGUCCAUGAAGGGCAAGAGACUGGCUGUUCAAGCAGACUUGAGGAGGUUGAAAAUCUACUCCAACCAGUCUGCUUUGGAAUCACUGGCGCUUAUUCCCCUACAAGGCCCCCUCAAGACUAUGCUGCAGAUAUCAAUAGUACCUAUCAUCAAUAACUGGACCAAGAGAGGCGUCGCUAUCCCUCUUGCAGAUGGUAUGGACUUCAUAGCGGAAGUGGUGGAGUAUCAUAACGGUUACCUCAUCAUUGGGGCAAACCUACAUUUCAGCAAGGGCCUGAGGGAGGUGAUUGAGAGGAAGAUCCAGGCUGAUGCCGAGAACGCCAUCUAAAAGAGAAUUCUCCACCAGCAAUAACCAAGGAUAGAUAUCUUCGAUACAAACACACAGCCAAUCCGGUGUCUCUAUGUCUUCAAGGCACAUUCCUUAUCUACAACAUGUAGCAGGCUCUACCUUAACGAAUUCACCAAAUCAUGCAGAUUCAAAAUCUUUUAAGGAUCCAAGAUAAUACACUAGGCUGCAACGUUCCAAUUUCUAUGAGAGCGAAUUGGACAAUACAAAUCAUGCUUAUGUAUAAAGAUCACCGUAAUAGUACCACAACUUUAGUAUUUUUUUCCCCAUUUAUUGCUAUUUUGAAAAGUGCUUUAAAGAUACUUUUAUACUGCUGCCUAUUUUUAUAGUGUAUAGAGAUAAUCAACAAAAUUCUUGCCUCAGAAGGGCGCAUCCUGUAUUUGUGAGGGCACUACUCAAAACACUACCUGACCCAUGGUCAUGUCAAUGCCCAUGUUAAUGUCAUGAGAAUUAAUUGUGUGCUCUUCACCAUCCUCUUAAAAAUGACAAUGCUUAACUGUAUAAUAUAUGCUAAACUUAACUCAUUUCACGUGUUUCUACAAACAAAAAUGCCUUCUUUACUUUACCAUUAGUCAAAUGAGAGCUAGCUGGUGAGAAAUAAAAUGUACUGUAUGAGAUAUGAAAUGUUUAAUGAAUGUUAACUGAAAACCUAAAAACCUUACUUUUGUAAUAUGGCUUCAUACCUGCAAAGAGUUUUCAAUGAUCAAAAGGCUUUCCUUACAUGUGUAACUAAGGCAUAACUGAACAACAUUCAGUAUGACAAAAUGUUUAAUAAAUCAGUAUUUUUUUUGUUGUAAAAAGACAAAAACAACUACA